AUGACGAGGCCCCAGAUUAUUCGCGCUGACACCAUCGACCUCCAGGCCCACGAGGCGCCGUCCGCCCAAACCCACCACCGCCGGCCGAUCCCUGACGGAUCGCCCGCUCCACACCAGGCUGAGACGCUUCGCGGAGUUGCGGCGGAGACUGCUGAGGAGCACCUCCAGAGCCCUCGUCUUUCGUGGAAUCCCGACCCGGACGAUACCCAGCAACGCGCCGCCCUCGAGUCGGCCACCGGCGCCCAAAACGGCACUUUGGACAAGAUGCGCGCCGGUGCCCAGCAAGAUGCCCUGGCAAUUGCCCAAAACGGCGGCCUCACGGCCCAGGACACCGAUGACGGCGAUCUGGACGGCGACGCUGACGCCGACAUGGACGACGACAUGAUGGACAAGAUCUCGAGCUCGCCUUCAAUUGAGGAUGGUGGGUCAACCUUUGGUCUCCCGACUCUCUAUUCGAGCAGCUCAGGCUCCCCAGCGCAGUCACCAACAUUGCGUAGCCCCUCGCCUUCGGCCAACGUCUGCGACCCGAGGUUAUCUUCACCAUACCUCCAAAGUCCUGACCAUCUGCCACUGCGGGGUGGGGAGCAUAAAGGGCGCCAGUGCGUCGCUUCCGUACAGUCUUCUUUCGUUGCUAGUACACGCCGCCAUCAUCAUCUUGAGGGAGAGCGAAGCGAUGACGAUAUCGACCUGGCGAUACCAUACGAAACCGAUGAAGAUGAUGAUGGCGACUUGUUCGGACUUUUUGACUCUAGAUUCAUCGACUCCGGCUGGGGUGGCGAGUGCUUACAAGAUGCAGAGGACAUCGACUUCGAUUUCGUCUAUGCCCUCCACACCUUUGUGGCAACGGUCGAAGGGCAGGCCAAUGCGACAAAGGGAGACACCAUGGUUCUCCUCGACGACAGCAACAGUUACUGGUGGCUACUCUCUGCGACUAUGCUAGGAGACCAGCCUGACAAGGCACGAAAUACGAUCAGGUCCGCCAUGAAAAGGAGAAAGACCAAGACGGUUCAAUUUGCCGCUCCUACCUACGUUGACUACUCAGAUAUUGAUUACUCGACCGAGGAAGAGGAUGCCGAAGGCAACAUGUUUGCUCAACAGCAGCAGGCGCAGCAGACACAACAAGCACAACAAUCCGCUGGCGACUCGGAGAUGGAAGAUGAGACAGCGAAGGUGGAACCUCUGAAACCGAGAUCGCAGCAAAAACAAGCCAAGGCCGAAUCGAAGCGGCAAGAUGUUGGUGGUGCCACUGACUCGUCGAACACGAGCAAGACUGUGUCCCGAGUUGUGGAUGAGGUUUCAGAGGUCAGAGUUGAUGGGCCGAAGAAGACGAGCAACGGAACCGUUCGGGAUUCGUUCUUCAAGGAUGACACGGUUGAGACCAAGAAGAUCACGCUUACCCCGAAUCUGCUUCGUGACGACAACGACCCACGAACAUCGAGCGAGUCCAGGGAAGUCAAGCACCGCCCCAGCCUGGACAAACUCGACAAGGACGGUAUCUUCAGCAAGGAUGAGAAGAAAAAGAAGAAGGAUAAGGAUAAGGAUAAGAAGCAAGGCGGUCUGCGGGGCUUCUUCUCCCGGAAGGAUAAGAAGUCGAAAGGAGAGGAUGACGACGAUUCCUUGGGUAAGCGGUCAAUGGAGGCAGACCCGCCGGAGAAGGAUAUCGAGGAAGACGAAUCACAGGCACAGGCGGAGAAAGCCGGUCCUCAGAGGCAGACGAGCAAGUUGCAGAAGCCGCAGCCCAGGAGCGAACCGCCACCGAAUGGGAAGUCCAACAGCACCAGAGAAAACGGCAUCGACGUCAAGACUUUCUUGUCCGAAGGGCGGGUCAACAACGUCGCGAAUGUUCCUCCAGUGUCGAUGCGUGUGGUGGAAUCAAGCCCGAAGCCGUCCCUGGAGACGAGUCCCCGCGAUCAGAGGCCGGAUCGGGACCCGUCCACAGGCAAAGGCGCCUCAUCCAAGAACCCAAGAGCGGCGUUACGGCCUGCAAAACCCUCCGCAGCACAAUCUCGUGCGGAGCUUGAGCUCGAGGAAUUGGACUCAGAUACGGAAGAAGACGUGACCGAGCCAAUACGACAGGCACACGUGCCCGCAGAAGCUGUCCGGCAGCAGCCAGCACAGGCUGCGCAAGGCGCUACUCCAGCAGUUGAGCAACCGGCACUAGCCGGGGCGCAGGCAGCGAGCAGAGCGCCUGCGGUCAGCAUUCCGCCCCAGCAAGCCGAGCGGCUCUCUGAAUCGCCCGUGCAGGUGUCACCAGUCAACAGCAGCAACCCGCCGCCGCUGAUGGUGGACAACUCGAACCAGGAAGAAGAGCGGUCUACACCGUCGCCCGAGCUGAUCGAGCACGAGGACGCGGAUCCGGCCGGCCCCAAGCCCUCGACGACUCCGUCGACGGCGAGGUCCGAGUCGUGGGAUGAUGUCAGCUUGCGCGCCUUCUUUGACUCGGGAUCGGAUAUCCGUGAUCUGUUGGUUGUGGUGUACGAUAAGAACAAUGUCGAACCCGUAGGGUCGGAUCACCCUAUUGCGGGGUCUCUGUACCGGGAGCAGAACGCCAAGUUGGCUGAGAUCACGACGCGGCUUGACGACAUGCUUGGGGACUGGCUUGCCCGUAAGCAGAGACUCAGGGGCACCGUCUGA
Messenger RNA from Parathielavia appendiculata, 2634 nucleotides. RefSeq lists its product as uncharacterized. Lineage: Eukaryota; Fungi; Ascomycota; Sordariomycetes; Sordariales; Chaetomiaceae. Gene Ontology annotation, molecular function: protein binding. Gene Ontology annotation, biological process: intracellular protein localization; establishment or maintenance of actin cytoskeleton polarity. Gene Ontology annotation, cellular component: microtubule cytoskeleton; cell tip. The record is from RefSeq and is a predicted model, not a curated record. The transcript is spliced from 5 exons. Bases 1 to 2634 code for a protein of 877 amino acids.